This is a messenger RNA of Pseudomyrmex gracilis, 741 nucleotides long. RefSeq lists its product as uncharacterized. Gene Ontology annotation, molecular function: nucleic acid binding; RNA-DNA hybrid ribonuclease activity. Bases 1 to 741 code for a protein of 246 amino acids. The transcript has a single exon. The record is from RefSeq and is a predicted model, not a curated record. Lineage: Eukaryota; Metazoa; Arthropoda; Insecta; Hymenoptera; Formicidae.
AUGGCGAUUUUGAAGGCCCUCCUGCUCGCUCGGGCAGAAGGCUGGGUAAGUGUGACUAUUUUCUCAGACUCCAGGUCGGCCCUAUCCGCGGUGAGAUCUCGCUUUAAUCCUCGCUCCAGCUCUUACUUGGUGCUACGUGUAAAGUCGGUCUUGCUGGACAUGGAACGGGCGGGUACGCUUACCCGGCUGGUCUGGAUACCUAGUCAUGUCGGAAUUCGGGGUAAUGAGAGGGCUGACGCACUCGCUAAGGAUGCCAUUCCACAUGGCGUGGACUCACAAUUGGGAGUACCGCUAAGGGAGAUUAAAAAUUAUUGGAAAAAGGAUAUGUUCACUGAGCUUUUCGACUGGUGCUCGCGUGAGGCGGCGGUGCGCGGUUUCUUUUACUGUCACAAGUAUCUGACGCGAUUUUGCCAUCCAUGGUUUGCCUUCUUUAACAUUAGGAGAAGGACGGUUACUACGUUCAACAGGCUUUGCAGCGGGCACUCUUCCCUGCGGGCGCAUCUUUUCCGCUUCCGGAUUGUGGACUCCCCUCUCUGCCCUGCCUGUGGAGUGGAGGAGUCCCCGAAUCACAUGUUUUGGGUCUGCCCUGAGUUUGACAAGGAACACCAACUACUGGUGAGGGGCUUGGUUAAGGCUCGUGGCUUCCUUCCUCACCCUGUGGAAUACCUUAUGGCCACGCUGCGUAAAGACAUUCUUCCUCCGGUGGAAGAAUUUAUUACUUCCAUUCCCAAAUUUAUUUAA